Messenger RNA from Prorocentrum cordatum, 1995 nucleotides. Lineage: Eukaryota; Dinophyceae; Prorocentrales; Prorocentraceae. The record is from the annotation of a GenBank genome assembly.
AUGCUCCAGAAGAGCUUUGCCGACACUCUGAUCAGCAUGCUGAAUAACAUCAAAUGCUUCGGGCCAGCCGAGGCCACCCAGCUCGUCGACGCUUUGAGGGGUGAGCCGCACGGCGCAGAUCACACCGAACGAAUCAUGUUUAUCAUCGGCGCCAAGGUCGCCAAGAGCAGCGGCUCCAUCAAGCCCGAGGGCUCUAACAACAAGCAGUUGCUUAAGGAGUGGUGGUCGUACUUAACAAAAUCGGACUGGGAAGUGAUCAACGACCCCAAGAUUUCGCUGAACCGCAAGAUGACGACAAUGGUCGAAUAUUCGCUAUUCGAGCUCCCGCCCGACAUCUUCCAGGCCGCCUACCCGGGCGAUGAUCAGCCGAGCAAGAUUGAGCUCAAGGGCAUAAAUGCAGUCGGUGACAAGAUCUCGCUGCGCUCCACCAGAGGGGCCCUCGUUCCAUCACCGAACGACCCGUACGAGAUGGGAUUGUUUUACGAGUGCCAGCAAAAGUUGCUUGACCACCGCAAGAAGCGCAAAGCCAAGGCGCAGGAAGACACGAAGGCGAAAACCUUAGCUAAGAAGGGAGCUGCUGACGCAGCAAAGGAAGCCACGACACUGGAGGUCAAGGCUGAUGCGCCACCACGGAAACGCCCAGCAGCAGCCGCUGCUGCCGUCAAGCACGUGAAGGCUGCGAAGGUCGAGCUUGCCGCGGCUGCAAAGGGUGGGGGUAAGUCCAAGGAUGCCGACUUGAAGCCGAUCCCGAAGUCUAAAAUCAUGGGCGCCAUGCCGUCGUUGCCAAAGGAUGGUUCGAACCCCCCGCCAGUGGCCUACAAGCAGGGAGUCAUCUACACUAGCGUCAAGGUCAGGCGCUUCCGUGCCUUCAGGUAUCUGGAACGCAUGUCGCUGACCUUGCCCAAUGGUGAAUUUGUGUUGUUGCAGCAAGCAUUCGGCUUAACGUUUGCUAAGCGGGGCUUGCUGCUCGAUAGGGCGUUGGACAGGCUGGUCAACCCAACAGAGGUGUUUAUGCAUGACUAUAUGCACGCGCUCUUCGUCGACGGUGUCGUGAAUCUGGUGAUUUACCUUACGUUCGAAGCCUUCAUAUCUGCCGGGCUUAACGGCGUGUGGGAGUCAUUCUCGGAGUUCUUGGCAACUUGGGCGUUUCCUGGCCUCCACGCUCGGCUCCCCUCGGCAGCCUCCCUGUCUCGCACCUGUGGUCCGGCGAGCCCACAGAUGUCGGAGAAGGUGGAGGAGUUGGGCGCUCUGCAGCUCAUGGCGCUGGAGACCUUCGUCGAGAAUAUGGAGGCGGACCCGUCGAUCAUCCACAAGCCAGAUCUGCAGUUUUUCAAGGACUUCUUGAUCAAGAUUGGCGCCACGCUGCCGACCAAGCCGUUCGGGGAUGCAGCGGCAGAGGAAGAAGAUGAGGAGGACGGAGAGGAGGACGUGCCCGACGAGGCCGACCCGCUGCGGCUCCCAGACGACAAGCCGCCGUUCCCCCCCGUCAUCCCCAGCGAGCAGGUGGAGCUCACCGACGAUCAGAUGGACGCUCAGCACGCGGCAAAGGAGGCGGCAAUGGAGGCGCUGGAUGCAAACGACUUGGAGAAGGCGCUGGAGAAGUACGUGGAGUACAUGAAGUUCGGCAACCCCACAGCCAUGAUAUACGCAAAACGCGCGGAGAUCCUGCUGAAGCUGAAGCGACCGAACGCGUGCAUCGCCGACUGCACGGCUGCUAUCGAAAUCAACCCAGACAGCGGCAAGGCGUAUCGGAUCCGGGGGAGAGCUCACCGCGGCUUGUGCAAUUGGGAGCAGGCUCACAAAGACCUCGCCCUUGGGCAGCAGCUUGACUACGACGACGACGCCGCCGAGAUACAGAAGAUAGUGGACGCAAAAUGGCAGAGGAUCCAGAAGAAGCGAAAGCGGCAGGAGAAGGCUGGCGCCGCCAAGCGGCAGAAGGAGGCGUCUGUUCCAGAAGCUGCCCCGCCUGCAGCCGCGAAUAUCAACGCAGAUUAG